Messenger RNA from Beauveria bassiana ARSEF 2860, 1632 nucleotides. Its product is annotated as penicillin-binding protein. The record is from RefSeq and is a predicted model, not a curated record. Lineage: Eukaryota; Fungi; Ascomycota; Sordariomycetes; Hypocreales; Cordycipitaceae. The transcript has 3 exons. The coding region runs from base 1 to 1632 and encodes 543 amino acids.
AUGUCAUUCGCAACUGUUGAUGCUACACCAGCUAGCAAUCAAGCCCCUCUCGGGCAUGGCCAAAACUCUAUCUCACAGGGCCAGAGCCCAUUCACAACUCAGUUUGACAAAUAUGUGGAAGCCCUGCUGGACGAAUGGAAAGUUGCGGGCUUGGCCAUUGGUGUUGUUGACUCUGGGCGUUCUUACACCAAGGCUUAUGGAUAUGCCCAACUCCCCAACGUGCCCGCUACCACCGAUACGUUGUGGUAUGUGGGCUCGACCACGAAAGCGCAAGUCGCAGCCACGCUCGCCCAGGUAAUUGACAACCAGACAUAUCCGGCUCUCUCCCGUGGGUGGGAAACUCCCAUCUCGUCCAUUAUCCGCGACGACUUUGUUGUCAGCAACGAGUGGGCCGCGGCACAUGUCACUCUCGAAGAUGCUGCGAGCCAUCGCACCGGCCUGUCCGGCCACAUCGAUGCCCUGCCCAACACGCUGAAUGAGACCAAUGCGACGGCGACUUUGCAAGAUAUCGUGCGUAUUGUUCGGCAUUUUCCCCUCACGUACGAACCAAGGACGAAAUGGGUCUACAAUAACUUCAUGUACGUCACGCUCGCCCACGUGCUCGAAACACUGACCGGCGAGCCCCUCCGCCAGACGCUGCAGAGGGUGCUGUGGGAGCCGCUCGGCAUGACCUCGACGUUUCUCAACCUGCGAGACGUGGACCGGUCCAAGCACGCCUCCGUCGCCAGAGGAUACUACUGGAACCGCGAGCGGCAAGAGUUUGGCGAGUACCCUCUCUGGGACGCCCCCGGCGUCAGCGGCGCCGGCACGGAGCUGUCCACCGUCGAGGACUACACAAAGUGGCUCGCGUGCCUCAUUGACGAAACGGCACCGCUGUCGAGAAGCGUGCACGCCGACAUUCGCAGGCCCAGGAUGAUUGUCCAGCCCGAGACGGAACCUCUGCAGGGCCUGGAUAUUAACCUGUAUGGCCUCGCCUGGCUGCGUACCACGAUCCACGGCCACGUGCUCCUUUAUCACACGGGGUCGACGGAGAGCCACGGUGCCAAUGUCGUCUGGCUGCCGGAGCUCAGAUACGGCCUGGUCAUCUUUCUCAAUCAGCCCAACGAGGUGCGACACGUCAUUGCGCGGAAGCUCAUAGAGGAUCGUAUCGGCACACCCGAGGCCAAUCGUUUCAACGUUUCCAAAUUCUGGAAAGAGAAGCUCGCUGCGUCUGAAAAGGCCAUCGACGACGCAAUCGACACCCUCUUCCCCGACCGGCCAAGCCCUCCACUGCCGUCCACCCACGCGCUCAACGCCCUGGUGGGCGAGUACCACCACCCGGGCUACGGCACGCUCCAUCUCCGGCUCGACGAGGCCAGUAAUCCCAGAAACGCUGCUGCCGCCGAGCGCAUUCUCGUGGCGGACCGCAAGAACCUGGCAUUCCCCGUGCAGUGGCGGUUCGAGCACGCAUCGGGCGACUACUGGGCCGUUUGGCGCUACGGCUACGUCGACACGGCGAGGCCGAGUGCUGCGUACGCGGCGCGCGUCGAGACGGCUGUGAAUGGCGCAGUCAAGAGCAUAAACAUGAAGCUGGCGGCGGAAGAAGUAGCCGGCAGGGUGCCUGAUGAGAUUAUCUUUUCUAGGAAGAGCUGA